AUGAGAACUCUACCAAACGAAGGUGUGGAAGAACGAGCAUCAAGAGAUUUGCACUCAGAUAGCGAGGAAUUGAAGAACUAUGCUAUUAUCCUUCAGCUAAACGCCGCUUAUGAACCGCCUAUGGACCCACGAGAUGGCACGUUCCCUUUAAAGAGUAUAGACAAUCGCAUCCGUCCUAUAAUCUCCCCCCUUGUCGUCGCCGUCAACUAUCUUGUCGUAUCUGUGACGCUCUGCGUCCUUUGUCAUCGGUGUAUCGGGUACAGCCCCAAUAGAAUCAACAUGACACCGACGCGAGAGCGGAGACUGGGCAACUUGUUUUCUAUUGGUUCCCCACGGAUCGAACGUCUCACAUUAGUUGAAACUCGUACGUGGCAUUUGAAGGACAUCACGAAUGGUACAAUAUUCAAUUUGGCACUGACAAGGGCUGAGAUAUCAAUAUCUAUAUAA
Messenger RNA from Guyanagaster necrorhizus, 447 nucleotides. RefSeq lists its product as uncharacterized. The record is from RefSeq and is a predicted model, not a curated record. Bases 1 to 447 code for a protein of 148 amino acids. Lineage: Eukaryota; Fungi; Basidiomycota; Agaricomycetes; Agaricales; Physalacriaceae. The transcript has 3 exons.